Molecule: messenger RNA, 574 nt
Organism: Guyanagaster necrorhizus
Lineage: Eukaryota; Fungi; Basidiomycota; Agaricomycetes; Agaricales; Physalacriaceae
Exons: 2
Coding region: 204-410 (68 amino acids)
Source: RefSeq, a predicted model, not a curated record
GAUGUCUCAAACUCUCUCGCUCACAAUCGGCAUCGCCACCGCCAAAAUUCGCUACGGCGAAGUCUGCGACUUGUGUUCAGUUACUCUCAAUUCUUACUUGCUUUAUCUCUUCUCUUUCACUGAUGCCCCGCUCCGAUGCUGCUGCAACUGAAACCUUGGACCCUGCCAACGCGGGUACACGACUGACGAGAAGCCUUGAAACGAUGGCUGCCGAAGCCAAAGCGAAGUCUUCAUACGGACCUAGGACUAUGGCUCCCGUGGCUCCCUCAGCUUUGCCUGCUGCAUCCACCACUUCCAUGGGUACCGCGCUUGCAACGAUGUUCUCAGACGAUAAGACCGAAAAGAAUGUCGAGGCUUACAAUCCUAAUGACGCCACCUUUCACAUCGGACCUUCAUGCAAAGAAAUUUAGUGUUCGUGAAUCUCGAUGCAUCCAAAGCCCCUCCGGAGGACAAUAUUAUGCAUGACCAUUCGAACUAUUUUUAAAUUCAGGGAUAGUCAGCAUACCCCUUCCUCUCAUCUGCCUCUACACCUCCAUGCCCAAACAGCGACGCAAAAUCAAUAUUCCGUUCCAGC